GCACAACCUUCACGAAUGUGCUUCGCGUGCUUCCUCAAAUGUACCGGAUUCACACUGUCAUUGACGAGCCCCCCCAAGACCAGUCAGCCGAUGCCCCCCAGUUCGAUGUUACAGUGACUCUCGAGCCCCCCUCGAUAAUCGAAGGAAGAGGUUCUGAAGGCGACACGAUCUCUCCCUCGAGCAGAAAGCUCAGAAGUGGCAUCAAAGGGAGUGAGAAGAUCAGCUUUCAAAUGGCGACCCCGGGGACUGGUAACCUAACACGAUCUUACUACCGCCAUUUGCCCCCGGAAGGUGUCGAGAUCAAGGGUAUACUCAUUCAAUACCAUGGUUGGUUUGAAACAUGUGAGUUUUUCGAGAAUAAGUUCCACAAUUCUGAUAUCGCUGACAA
Molecule: messenger RNA, 388 nt
Organism: Perkinsus marinus ATCC 50983
Lineage: Eukaryota; Perkinsozoa; Perkinsida; Perkinsidae
Exons: 1
Source: RefSeq, a predicted model, not a curated record